This is a messenger RNA of Megalobrama amblycephala (Wuchang bream), 1402 nucleotides long. RefSeq lists its product as uncharacterized. The record is from RefSeq and is a predicted model, not a curated record. The coding region runs from base 161 to 1402 and encodes 413 amino acids. The transcript is spliced from 2 exons. Lineage: Eukaryota; Metazoa; Chordata; Actinopteri; Cypriniformes; Xenocyprididae.
UUUUUAUGAGUAAUGGAGUAGUCACUAUAUACAAUCGUGAAAUAAGUUUUGUUUAUUGAAAAAGAUUGAACAAACAGAUUUCUCGUUGUGAUUCCUAUCGUUCGUUCAAAGUCGUGUCGCACCCACCACUAGAUGGCAAUAGCAGCUAACGCCGGAGUUUAUGUUAAUCGACGUAACCAGCAGCAUUGAGACAAUUUUAUGCUAUAUAUCAUUGUUCUGUUCUUAUAGGAUUAGGAUGGAUGACAUUUGUGACUUUUUGAAGUCGAGAAAUAUCACUGAUGACAUCAUACAGCAAAUGCAACAGGAUAAGAUUGAUUGCAGUGUCAUACAGAUUAUGACAGAUGACCAGCUGAAGGAAUAUCUGCCUUCCUAUGGUGACCGACUGGCUAUUCGUGGAUACUGCAGGCGAAAAGAACAAGAUCCCAGUGGCAGAAAAUCUAAACUUUUUGAUCGACUGAGAACCAGGCUAGCAAGAAACAAAGGUGACACUGACAAUGUAUGUGAAAAAAAAAAUGGUCAAAAGAGUAUGCGAAAAAUUGAGAUGGGAUGGAUGCAUUUUCGAGAAGGGAAGUUUACUCAGGUCCGAACAAAAAAAGGUGGGGGUACACGGAAAAUUAGCGUGUCAAAGGACUGUAGAAAAAAGGACCUACUUGAAAAGGCUACUGAGUUGUUUUUUCCUGAUGAGAAAUCUUCCAUGGGAAGCUUCACAGAUUUUGUGGUCGAUGUAACAGACUUUCAGGAGCAAACAAUAGAUGAACAGAUUACAGUUGGAGAACUUUAUGAGCUGACCAAAUUACCAGUCUUGCGUUUUUACUUGACAACCAAGAAGAAAGUCAUCGCUAGCGACACACAUUCAGACACACAGUUCAACUUCAGCAGCGAAACAAUUGCACAAGGAGGGGAAAACCUGCAAGAUUCAAGGUCUCCCAGACGUACCAGCCCAUCUCCUCUGUUGACUGAGAAUGUAGAGCCAGACCUAAUUUAUGUAGGGAGUGGCACUUCAAUUGCAACAGGCAGUGAUGAUAUUUUAUUGUCAGACUCCAUAACUAUCAUGACUGACGCAUCAAGUGUGAUUGAGAUUGAUGCAGCCAGGCCGCCAGAGGUGGGCAAUUUGGAGGAUAGUGGAACUGUAACAAUCUCCACAGGACUCAUCUCUGGGCUGGAAGACACUGAGCUUGAUGACACCUUACCUCUUUUAGAGGAACCAUAUUCUGUACCUUCUCCAAUUGAUAACUCACUGGAGUCCUUUGUUCAGAGUGAAAGAGUGAAGAAAAUUCUUGUUGUUCAUCGCGGUCAGGCCCUUCGACAGCUUAUCGCACAUUUUUGUGACAAAAGUGUCUUGACAGAUGACAUAUCAAUGAAAGUCAUUCUUCCCGAAUGGACGGCUGGAAAAUGCUGUUGA